UUUUCCAUUUUCAAAUUGUAUGUCUUUGCUGUACUAACUGUGGAGCAAAAUAAAUUAAAAUUAUUUUGUGCAGGGUUAUCCGUGGGCCAAAGAAGUCCUACAGGUUGUGAAACUGGCCUCUUGCCAGAUGUGCGUCCUCCUCAAUGCCAAACCAGAGAAACCGGACCCAAGAUUCGAUUUCGCAUUCGAAAUGCUGAAGACGAUUUCGAGUCGGUUAGUCCGCACCAGGAACAUGGCGGCUAUGAUGUAUGACCCAGUGGACGGACAAUGCAACUUCAGUCAGAGGCUUCCUGUUCUAGUUAGCCGUAUUACUGAUGAGCCGGAGACACCAGUCAGUGACAUCCUUGCAGUGGCGGUAGGACAGACAAUUCCUCCUGCACUCUGUCACUCCUUUGCAUAUUUGAACUAUGGCAGGUCAGAUGUCCUCAGUUUCGCAUGCACACUCAUGCAAGGCGGACUAUCGCCCAAAUCCCUUGUGGAACAAGGUUAUGAUGAGGUUCAAGUACGACUACUAGAUCCUGUAGAUCUAAAGGAGGAGGCAAUCAACAGCAGAGGAACAUAUGAAGAAGUCUUCCGCAAUGCCCUGCAUAGCAACAUGCUAUGCCUUGGACUCUACAGGUACAUCCACCGAGAAGACCGAGUUUGGCCGUCGAAACUCUCGAAAAUGAUCGUGGUGACGGAAGCGGUCAUAGCAAGCCCAGAGAACAACAUUCAACAAGGCCUGGGCCUCAAUGUUGCUUUAGCUAAAUUACGUUCAACCACCAACCACCAUCGGCCAUCGGAGAAUCUGAAGAACCAUGGAGCACCUGUCUUGCGCCACUAUCAUACUUGUAAAGAUGUGUAGAUCAUCACAGAGUUUUAUUUGUUGUCAUUUUGUGUUGAAUAUACUGU
Messenger RNA from Penaeus monodon (black tiger shrimp), 891 nucleotides. RefSeq lists its product as uncharacterized. Bases 128 to 844 code for a protein of 238 amino acids. The record is from RefSeq and is a predicted model, not a curated record. The transcript is spliced from 5 exons. NCBI's taxonomy places the organism in Eukaryota, Metazoa, Arthropoda, Malacostraca, Decapoda, Penaeidae.